GUAUCAUGUGACUUGUUCUUGACAACAUGGCGUCCAGGCAAAACAAGACGUUUGCUGUUGGGAGUUUUAAGGCGUUUUUGUCCGCUUUGUGUUGUAUGUGUGCGUGUGUUGGAGCUGAAAUACGAACCGCUGUCAUUGACAAACACACCGGACAGCUGUCGGUUCAGGAGGGAUACCGGAAAGACUUUGUCGCUUGGGCAAACUUCACUGAUGACAUUAACAAAUCAGGCUGGUCUUUCCUGGAGAUCACUACCAGCAGUCAGUACAAUGACAGUAUCCAGGCUUAUGCAGCCGGUGCAGUGGAGGCUGCAGUCACAUCUCAGCUCAUCUAUAAGCACUGGAUGAACACUCUGAUGGAUUACUGUGGGCCCUUCACAUCUCAAUCCGGUUACUGUGAGCGCCUUAAGGCCUUCAUCGCAACCAAUUUGCAGUGGGUUCAGGAGCAAGUGGAGAAGCAGCCCAGUUCACCCUACUGGUACCAGGUGCGUCUGGCGCUGCUGCAGCUGAAAGGUCUGGAGGACAGCUUCAAUGACGAGCUGUCAUUUCCAUUAGGGUCGUUCUCCUUCAACCCAUUCGGCUUCCUACUUUUUCAAAUAGGCGGGGAUCUGGAGGACUUGGAAUCUGCUCUAAACAAAUCCAGCCAAACUAGACCUCUUGGAUCUGGCUCCUGUUCUGCUCUCAUUAAGCUGCUGCCAAACAAUAAGGAGCUGCUGGUGUCACAUGACACCUGGGCCACCUACCAGUCCAUGCUGCGCAUUAUGAAGAAAUACAUGUUUGCCUUUAGAGUUUCUCCUUCAGAAGAGGGUUUUAUUCCUGGAGGAACUCAGGCGUUCUCCUCUUAUCCUGGAUCGAUCUUCUCUGGAGAUGACUUUUAUAUCCUAAGCAGUGGCUUGGUUACCUUGGAAACCACCAUUGGCAACAAUAACCCUGCUCUCUGGAAGUUUGUUCAGCCAACAGGAGCUGUCAUGGAGUGGUUGAGGAACAUUGUGGCCAAUCGUCUGGCUGCUACUGGCAAAGAGUGGGCCAUGAUAUUCAGCAAGUACAACAGUGGAACGUAUAACAACCAGUGGAUGAUUGUGGACUAUAACCACUUCACUCCAGGAAGAACUGACAUUAAAGAGGAGCUCUUUGUUGUACUGGAGCAGAUUCCCGGACAAAUUGUCUACUCUGAUAAAACUCAGGAACUGCUGGAGAAAGGAUACUGGGCAAGUUACAACAUACCGUACUACGUAGACAUAUUCAAUGCCAGUGGCUGCAAUGAGCUGGUUGAGAAGUUUGGUCCGUGGUUCUCUCUGGACAAUAAUCCUCGGGCUCAGAUAUUCAGGAGAAACCAGACAGCUGUCACAGAUGUGGACUCAAUGGUCCGCCUUAUGAGGUAUAAUAACUUUAAGGAAGACCCAUUGUCCAAGUGUGAAGGCUGUGAUCCACCUGCGAAUGGAGAGAAUGCUAUCUCAGCCCGUUCAGACCUGAACCCGGCUAAUGGCACAUAUCCGUUUGGCGCCUUAAGGCAGAGGUCCCAUGGAGGAACAGACAUGAAGAUGACCUCCUUUGGGAUGUUUCGUGACUAUGGUAUGCUGGCAGUGAGCGGACCAACAUGGGACCAGGUGCCACCCUUCCAGUGGAGCACAUCACCUUAUAAAGACCUGAUGCACAUGGGUCACCCUGAUACUUGGGCAUUCAAGCCUAUAAAAGUCACCUGGACUCCUUAACUGUUAUUACGCCGUAUAUACAAGUGGCAUGAUCAGUGUAAAUACUGCCAGCUGUUUGAAGUUUUGAAAAAGGGAAAAGAUACUUAGAAUCAAUGUGACAUGCCUUUUAUGAAUGUCUAGGGCUGCCCCCGAUUAGCUGACUAACCUGUAAUUUUAGUCUAAGGAGACACAAGUGUUGUUUUUGUUUGAUUCUUUGCGGAGAAACUCAGGUUUUACAGAUCUGUUGAUUAAAUCUUCUAAUAGAUCGAUCAACAAGUUGCGUAUGAGCGUUAGUCGACUAAGGAUUUCUUUGGACCUGGACAGCCAUAAGAUAGUAACAUUAUUGAUUCUCAGGAGAGUGGCAAUAAAAUUCAUGAUAAAAAUGAAGUAUUACAGUAAUGGAACUAUUUGCAUAAUUAAAGCACACAUUGUUAGAGAGAGCUUUAAAUGUAAGGCAAUAUGAAAAACCCUUCACAACCUUGCUGAUGUAAGUGGAAGCUUCUACAUAUAUAUAUAUGAUUUUAUAUCUAUGUCAACAUGUAAAUUCUACCUAUUUAAAUUCUGAUGAGUUAAUGGAGUUGAACAUUUUUUCGACAAGACUAUACCUUUUUUGAAUAAAUCACUAAGUGUAGGCAAAUGUUUUGAUCAUGAGUCAAAUAGUUUUUGAAUAAAUCUGAUACAAUGCAUUGUAUGAUUUUCUCAAUAAAGUG
Anoplopoma fimbria (sablefish) is the source of this 2398-nucleotide messenger RNA. It is a transcript of the gene plbd2, whose product is annotated as phospholipase B domain containing 2. The transcript has 12 exons. The record is from RefSeq and is a predicted model, not a curated record. Gene Ontology annotation, molecular function: glycerophospholipase activity. Gene Ontology annotation, cellular component: extracellular region. The coding region runs from base 27 to 1709 and encodes 560 amino acids. NCBI's taxonomy places the organism in Eukaryota, Metazoa, Chordata, Actinopteri, Perciformes, Anoplopomatidae. Gene Ontology annotation, biological process: phospholipid catabolic process.